Messenger RNA from Myzus persicae (green peach aphid), 3961 nucleotides. Its product is annotated as epithelial chloride channel protein-like. The record is from RefSeq and is a predicted model, not a curated record. Lineage: Eukaryota; Metazoa; Arthropoda; Insecta; Hemiptera; Aphididae. Bases 1 to 3540 code for a protein of 1179 amino acids. The transcript has 9 exons.
AUGACCGCUUGCGCGUUUUUGGCGGCGGUGCUCGCGUGCACCGCCGCGGUCGCGUUGGCCGGCGGUUCGCCCGUCUUCCAGUCCGGAGCUUACGACAACGUGGUGGUCGCCAUCAAGGAUUCCGUUCCGGUGGCAAACUGCAAGCAGAUCGUCAACAACGUCGAGGCGGCGUUCACUAGUGGAUCGAAAUCUUUGCACGAAGCGCUCAGCGGCAAGGCUUAUUUCCGGUCGGUGACCGUGAUGCUUCCGCAAAACUGGCCGGACCACUGUGUCGGUCAUCUGCGUGGGAUCGUCAGCAGUCAGGGAGAGACGCCAGACAUGCUCGUCGGACUUCCGCACCCGGUUCACGGAGACGCCCUGUGGACGCAACAGUCACAAGGUUGCGGCCGUCCCGGUGACGCCAUAUACUCCAGUUACAGGCUGUUCCAAGAGUCCCGAGACCUGGGUAAGGAGCUGACCAAACAGUGGGCCAAAUACCGGUACGGCGUGUUCGACGAAGUCGGAUACGCCGGCGACGCGGUAUACCCGUCAUGUUACGCGUCCGAAACGUCUCCUUCGGAGGUCAACGGAUGUUCUGACAAACCAAUUUCCCAGACCAGAGCUUGUGAUUCCAUCAACACAACAUCAUUAGUCCAUCCGGAAGCAAAAACUUCACUCAUGUUUUCCACAGCAUCUCAAGUGACAAAGUUCUGCGACGCUUCCAGCCACGACCGUUACGCGCCGACCAAACAAAAUGCUCUUUGCGGAAGGCGGAGUAUCAUGGAGGUCAUAAAUACUCAUCCGGACUUCACUAAAGGUGUGAACUUAUCGGGAAAUCAAAAUUUGACACCGACGUUCAUCUUCAAGAAAGAAAUGCUCACCAGAUACGUAGUGGUUAUCGAAGACACGAAAGAUAUGAUGGAAAGGGAAUCUUGGAGCUUUUUAAGAUUGGCUAUUCGUAAAUGGGCCGUACACGAUCUUCCAGCCAACACGGAAGUCGGGCUAGUUUCGGCCAACGAUUCUUCAGCCAACCGCCUGCACGGACUGAGCAGAUUACAAACGCCAGAAGCAAGAGACCAAGUGGCGUCGAACAUCCCAUACUCUACUGGUGACUCGAGGCAGCCAGCGUGUUUAGCCUGCGCGUUGAAAGAAGCUAUACAGAUGUUGGAAACUCGAGCAAGCAAUAGUGGUCCUGCCAGUUCGGUCAUCGUGGUGAUCGCCCCUGGAACUUUGGCAUCAUACACGCCGGACUUGGCUAAACAAGUGUCAGAAGCCAAAGAUAAAAACAUACGUUUGGCGACCGUCACGUACCCGAUGCUCAAUAGGCUCAAAUCAUUAGACUGGAUGGCCGAUAAGACUGGUGGUGUUUCGUUCACAGUCACGGAAAACCGUUACAACAUGGCCACGUCGUACUUAUCCACUUACUUCAAGUUGACAAACGUCAUGCGCAAUAUUAUGGAAACGUACUACCAGGGCAACAAAGGCGAUUUGCCAGUAGAAAUUCACAGACGUGAACUAACCGACGAUGGACGGACCGUGGUAACCGGGAGCUUCGUUUUGGAGGAUCAUAUGGGUGAACCAGCCAAGUUCACCGUUUACACUCACAAUACGGAAAAUCCACUGAUCAGAGCCAUCACCCUGACCAGCCCAUCACAACGGGUCUAUUCAACCCGAUCCGAUUCGCUGUUAUCACUUAAAAUGCUCAGCGUGCCGGCCGCCAUAAACGAGACCGGAACGUGGACAUACCACAUCGAACGGUUCCAGGGAAGUCCGCAACCGCAUUACGUGCAAGUAAUGGCCAAACCGCUAUCGAAGAAUUCUCCUGUGGUCAGAGCUAGGGCUUGGACAAGUGGAACGACCAAUCCAUUGACGAUUUAUGCCGAAGUCAAACGAGGUGACUAUCCAGUGCUCGGCGCCAAGGUUGAAGUGUCUGUCAUCCGACCUGGUUUAAACGGUUCGAACGCUCAUCGUGAAAAGUUUGAUCUUUUGGAUACCGGAAGUGGAGAUCCGGAUCUCAUGAAAGGUGAUGGAAUUUAUUCACGAUAUUUCAACCCGAUGAUUGGUGGACUUGGAGUUUAUACUUUUGAAAUCACAGUUUCGGACAGCAGCAGCAAUGCGUACACUUGGCAACACAGCUCCCACAGGAACAUCGAACGAAAUCCCGUAAAUUCCGAAUCGAACUGCUGCGGAUCAUUUAUGACAUCACCGUCAGUGGAACAACUUAAUCCGUUUCAACGGAUUAUCACCCCACUAUCCGUCACAUACACCGCUGAUGAUCUGUCGUCAUCUUCGGCGAAUGUAGGCAGAGUAGGCGACCUGAAAGCUGAGAUUGUCAAGUCUGAGUUGAAAGCCCGACUUACGUGGACGUCGCCAGAUAUGGGCGGAAACUCUGUAGCCCGAUAUGAAAUCCGGUAUUCACAGUCACUUCGCUCAUUGCUCAACGACUUCGAUUCGGCACCGAUUUGGAUUCACGGAGCCCCAUUGCCGUUGGCUCCUGGCUCAGAGACCGCGUUUUCAAUGGACAUGAACAAGAUGCCCGAGCUCUUAGACCAAACGCUGUUCGUGGCUGUUAAAGCGUACGGUCGCGUCGAGUCUGAUUCCAUUCCUGGGCCCGUAUCUAACUGGGUCAGGGUGUCAGUGCCAUCACCACCGCCUCCACCAUCGUUGAUCACCACUCACUCAUCAGUGUCGUCAGCCGACCCGUCUUGGACAUCUGCCAACCAGAACGUCAUACCCGGGAUUGCCCGGGACUUUGAGAUGAACUACGACGUCUUGGUACCGGCUGCCGGUGGCCUAAUGCUUCUGGCUCUGCUCUUGCUUAUGUACUGCGUGUUUUGUGCCGUAAAACGCAACCGGAAGCCUGAGAAACAAUCACCCAAGCCGGAAAAAUCGCUCAAUGUGUCUGUCAUACCCAACGGCAACGGUGGUGCACUGAACAUAUCUUCUCCCAUGAACGCCAUCAAGACGGAACUAGAAUCGCAUUUUGAACCUUGUCUGAUCGACACGGGUGACGCGAAAAAACGGUACAGCGUGGCACAAUACGGACCGGCCGCAACCAACGACCAUCACUACAAUCUCCAGCAGCAGCAGCAGCAUCAGCAACAGCACCAACAACCACAUCAACAACCCCAUCCUUACCAUCACCAGAGUAAUGGUCACCUGAGCGUGAUUGCUGGAGCAACAUUGACCCGUGCACCGAAACCGCUGAGUCCGUAUCAAUCGUGGACCGCUUCGCAGCUGUUGCAUGAACACGAGCGCAGGACCAGUCCUUACGGUCAGAUCGGUGACUUCGAGAACCAGUACCCGCCACCAGUACCUCCUCUGCCAGCGUACCAGCAACAACAACUCCAACAGCAACAGCAGCAGCAAGCCAAUGCGGAAAAUAUUUACGGAACGGCUCCGGGCCAUUUCCAGCAGCAGCAGCAAAACGGACUUCCACCUCCAGGCCAGUACAACAACUAUCACCGGAACAAUAUGAUCCUGUUCAACCAAAGUCUGCAGGGAUCGUUGAGUUCGGUUAGCAGCGGCGAUAAGAAAAAGCGAAACAUAACCAUGGUAUAAUUACUCAAGAAAGUAAAGAAGACGACGACGACGGAGCGUUGAAGUUAUUAAGACUGACUACUUAUUUUGUGUGACUUUGGUCUUCUCUGAUGCUAAUCGUGUGUACGUGCACUAUUCGGUCUGUUAACUGGAUGUUAAUUUUUUUUUUGCGGUUUCUAGUCAAAUUCACUAAUGUCGUAGACUAAAAACCACCACACGUACAACCAAGUUAUAUUUUGUUUUUUUGUUAUGAUCUCACUUGUUUCUUGUAAAAUACUUUUGUAAUUAAAUUAAAAUAAUUUCCCCUCUUGUAUUUGUAUAAUGAUGGUAAUUAAUAAUAAUGGUAAUUAUUAUUUUACUGCUACUACUACUAUACUAUUACGUUCGUUAAGGACCAUUGUAUAAGCCUUAUUAUUAUGAAACUGCCUCAAAUCCCUAAAUA